This is a messenger RNA of Zootoca vivipara (common lizard), 1576 nucleotides long. RefSeq lists its product as uncharacterized. Gene Ontology annotation, biological process: regulation of transcription by RNA polymerase II. Gene Ontology annotation, cellular component: transcription regulator complex; chromatin; PcG protein complex. Gene Ontology annotation, molecular function: DNA-binding transcription factor activity, RNA polymerase II-specific; RNA polymerase II cis-regulatory region sequence-specific DNA binding. The record is from RefSeq and is a predicted model, not a curated record. Lineage: Eukaryota; Metazoa; Chordata; Lepidosauria; Squamata; Lacertidae.
CUAGUCCUUCCUGCAAGGAGGGAGGGCUUUUGUCUCCUCUGCAAAAGCUGCCUGGGGGGCUCCUGCUUCUGCAAGAGGAGGGACGCAGUUGUCUCUCUGCUCUGCCCCUUCUGGGCUCCGGACAUCUGGAGAGACUUUCCAUCCCAGAACAACAAAGAGGGAGAGGAGAGAAGGGGUUCUUCCAUUUGGCAAACUGGGUGCACAGAUCUAGUUAUAGGCUUCAGUUUCUUUUGAAGAUGUCGCUGUCCGUUUCACGGCUGAGGAGUGGGCGUUGCUGGAUCCUGCCCAGCGAGCAAGAGCUCUGCAUAAGUGGUGAUGAAAUUAAGAACAAGGGACAACACAACAAAAUCCACACAGUGGAGAAGCCAUAUCAAGAUUUGGAGUGUGGAGAGAACUUAAGUGAGAGUUCCCAUGCCACUUCCCAUCAAAGAAAUUCUAUUGGGAAGAAACCCUAUCAGUGUUUGGAAUGUGGAAAGAGCUUCAAUAACAGCUCACUUAUCAAGGCCCAUCAAAGAAUUCAUUUAGGGAAGAAACCAUUUCAAUGCCUGGAAUGUGAGAAGAGUUUUACUAAAAGAAGAGACCUUGAUCGACAUAAGAGAAUUCACAGUGGGGAGAAACCAUAUCAGUGCUUGGAAUGUGGGAAGAGAUUCACACAGAAGGGAGGUCUCACUUCCCAUCAAACAACUCAUUCCUGGGAGAGCCCAUAUAAAUGCUUGGAAUGUGGAAGGAGUUUCAGUCAGGAGUCCUAUCUCAUUUCCCAUCAAAUAAUUCAUACAAUGGAGAGACCAUAUAAAUGCUUGGAAUGUGGAGAGAGUUUUAGUCAGGAGUCCUUUCUCUCUUCCCAUCAAAGAAGUCACAGCAGAGAGAAUCAGAUUCCCCAAGAAUCAUUGGAUUGUUGCAUUGGACUGGAUGGUGAGAGUCAUCUUCUCCAACCCCCUGCAACACAGGAUAUUCAAGAAAAGCAUUCAUGACAGAUGGCCAUCCAACCUUUGCUUAAAAUCCUUCAAUUCAAGAAGAGGCCACCACCACCUGAACUAGUUUGUUCCACAGUCAAACAGUUGUUACUGUCAGAAAGUUCUGCCUGAUGUUUAGUCAGAGGAGUUAUUGGUUUGCUUUGUUCUUGUUCCAAUUUUUAUUAUGCAUUUUUUAUUUCUAUUUUGUGUUUUUAUGCCAUGAGUCACCCUGAGAUCAUUGGAUAAAAGGUGGUAUAAAAUAUAAUUAACAAACAAACAAACAGAAUUCAAAUAGUCAUAUUCAAAGUUAGUACCUUCUGGACUUUCUGGUUUUCCAGUCAUUAUAGUCCCUGGAUUCUUCAGCAGCCUCAGCUUUUGUAGCUGGAGACAGUCUGGACUCACAGCCAAGAUGGCCUCUGGCCUCUUCAGUAAACAGUCGGAGGUUGAACAGCCUUCCAAUACCCAUUGUUACAGCACAAAUAAAGUGACAAAAGAAAAGAAAACUGAAGGUUUGAAACCAUACAGCUGUGUUCACUGUUACCUUGAACUUCUCGUUUAUUUUUAAAUAAAUCAGUUGUACUCCACGUCACACCUCAUUCUUUGCUACGUUGGGGGUGCAGAGU